Messenger RNA from Linum tenue, 1457 nucleotides. NCBI's taxonomy places the organism in Eukaryota, Viridiplantae, Streptophyta, Magnoliopsida, Malpighiales, Linaceae. The record is from the annotation of a GenBank genome assembly.
AGCCCAUAUCGGCUGAAAGGCCCAUAGCAAGUCCAGUUCUCUGUCUCAUCAUCCUUCCCUUGCCUUCUCAGCUCUCGCCUUUACUUUACAGGGAAGAGACGAAGAGUUAAGUCGCAGACUUGCAGUAGCGGAACAGAGAGGGUUUUAGAAAUUUGCACGAGAGCGCUAUGCCGGAAGCUAAGAGCAGAAAGCGCAAGAGAGGAAAGAAGAGUGGCAGCAAGCCGCAAAUUCAGCAACAGAAGGAGAUUAAGUCGAACGAUGUGACAAAGGCCAAACAUGGUAGUCAAAGUAACGAACUUGCUGCGGCUUCGAAGCGGCCAAAGUCGUCGUCUUCUUCUUCUUUCCUUGAUAAGAUGAAAGCCAGAUUAGCUGGUGGGCAUUUCAGAAUGCUGAAUGAAACACUCUACACUUGCACUGGAGGGGAGGCAUUUAACUAUUUCACAGAAGAUCCAUCGUUAUUUAACAUGUUCAUUGAGUUGGCCUCAUCUUACUCGCAGCUGAAAAUCCUGUCAAGAAUUCAAACCUCACUAUCAUACAGGGUAUCAAGAACAAAUGUCACACUGGCCUGAGCAACCUGUAAAUGUAAUCAUAAAGUGGCUAAAAGAUCAUAACCGUUCGUUUAUUGUUGCCGAUUUUGGCUGUGGAGAUGCACGCCUAGCGAAGAAUGUAAAGAAUAAGGUGUUCUCUUUUGAUCUCAUUUCGAAGGAUCCUUCAGUAAUUGCUUGUGAUAUGUCAAAAACACCCCUUGAUUCUUCAACUGUAGAUGUAGCUGUGUUUUGCCUUUCACUGAUGGGCACUGAUUAUCCAAGUUACCUCAACGAAGCACAACGGGUGCUUAAGCCAGGUGGUUGGCUUCUGAUAGCAGAGGUAAAAAGUAGGUUUGAUCCAAUUACUGGAGGGGCAGACCCAAAUAAGUUUGUGAAAGCCAUUUCCGAGUUGGGGUUUACAUCUGUGCUGAAGGAUUUCUCAAACAAAAUGUUCAUUUUGUUCCAUUUCCAGAAGAAGAAACGGGAAAGCUCGAAGAGUAAAGCAAUUGAGUGGCCGGAGUUGAAGCCUUGCUUAUACAAGCGUCGGUGAUAUCGCAAAGUCCAAAGCCUACUUACUGUUUAGGUUCAUAGGAGUUGUGGUUUGAUUUGACACUAUCCUUAUACAGCUUCUGAAUCUCUUAUAUGUAGCAAGUAUCUCCCUUUAUCAGCUUGCUUGAUGAAAUGCCUUGGUAUUAGCAUAAAACUGAGGCUUGACGAGUUUAAGGAAUGAGAAAAUGCCUACUGUUUUGUCUUUGUAUUCAGAGUUCGGAGUUCGGACAUAGGUGGAUCCAAGCUCACUCACAUUGUAUCUCUUUUUGUAAGCGUGCUUAAUGGAAGUGCCUCGGUUUUGGUCUUGUCCCACUGAAUAAAGCUUGUGAUCUUCCAUUAAUGAACCCAAUUUCGGUUCCAUGUUUUUGUUUCUUCGAGGAA